AUGGCAAAAUUAAUUGACGGUAAAGCCAUUGCAAAGAAUAUUCAAGUUCAAAUUAAGCAAGAAAUUUGUGAAUUGAAACAAAAAUAUUCAAGUUUUAAACCCUAUCUUGCUAUCAUUCAAGUGGGCGAAAGAGAAGAUUCUAAAGUUUAUAUUCGUCAAAAAGAAAGAGCCGCCAAGGAAGCGGGAAUUGAAUUAACGCUAUAUAAGAAAGCCGAUUCGAUUACAGAAGAUGAGCUUCUAACAGCUAUUCGUGAAUUAAAUGAUAAUCCUACAAUUCAUGGAAUUUUAGUUCAAUUACCAUUGCCAUCACAUAUUAAUGAAAAAAUAAUUACUGAAUCCAUUAACCCCAAAAAAGAUGUUGACGGAUUUCAUGCAAUUAAUAUUGGAAAUUUAGCUAAAAGAAAUUGUAUACCUUUAUUUUCACCUUGCACACCCAAGGGGAUUCUUGAAUUAUUAAAAAGAUCUGGCAUUGAGAUUUGUGGCAGAAAGGCUGUUGUGGUUGGUCGUAGUGACAUCGUUGGAUUUCCUGUGUUUGCACUUUUAUCAAGUUGUGAUGCCACAGUCACAUUAUGUCAUUCAAAGACGAAAAAUCUUCCUGAAUUAGUUAAAACCGCAGAUAUACUUGUAGUCGCUAUUGGAAAAGCCGACUUUAUUAAAGGAGAUUGGAUAAAACCAGGCGCCGUUGUUAUCGAUGUCGGCACAAACGCGAUUGAAGGCAAGUAUAAAUUUUCAUCCAUGAAAUAUAUAUGGGAUGUAGAAUUUUCUAGUGCAUCAACCGUGGCAUCUUAUAUUACUCCAGUACCUGGUGGCGUAGGGCCAAUGACUGUAGCAAUGUUAUUGCAAAAUACUUUCGAAAGUACAAAAAGAUUUUGGCAAGAAAGUAGAGAAAAAAAAAUUUCUUUACUUUCUUUAAAACCUCUUUCGCCUGUUCCUAGUGAUAUUGAUGUCGCUUCUGCUCAAAUUCCUAAAUCUAUAAAAACUUUGGCUGAAGAAUUAGGAUUAGCCCCAAAUGAGUUCGAAUUAAUUACACCUACUCCACUUGGAGAAGGUAAAUCAACAACAACAAUAGGAAUAGCACAGGCAUUAGGUGCUCAUUUAGGAAAACUUACAUUCGCAUGUGUAAGACAACCAUCACAAGGUCCAACAUUUGGUAUUAAAGGCGGAGCUGCGGGUGGAGGUUACGCUCAAGUUAUACCUAUGGAUGAAUUUAAUCUACACUUGACUGGUGAUAUACAUGCUGUUGUUGCUGCAAAUAACUUAUUAGCUGCUGCGAUUGACGCACGGAUGUUUCAUGAAAAAACUCAGUCUGAUAAGGCUUUGCUUAAUAGAUUAUGUCCAUCUAAAAAAGGAAUUCGUAGCUUUGCGCCAGUUAUGCUUAAAAGAUUACAAAAACUUGGUAUUGAUAAAACAAAUCCUGAUGAUUUAAUACCUAAAGAAAUAAAAAAGUUUGUUAGAUUAGAUAUUGAUCCAGAUACAAUCACAUGGCAACGAGUUAUUGACACGAACGAUAGAUUUUUACGUAAAAUUACAAUAGGACAAAAUCCAACAGAAAAAGGUCAAACAAGAGAAACGGGAUUUGAUAUAGCGGUAGCAUCCGAAUGUAUGGCAAUUUUAGCUUUAAGUACAUCAUUAGCAGACAUGAGAGAACGAUUAGGUAGAAUGGUAGUAGCCAGCAGUUUUGACCGGGGAGAAGGCAGUGAAUCUAUAACAGCAGAUGAUUUAGGUAUUGGGGGGGCAUUAACAGUAUUAAUGAAAGAUGCUAUAAAACCUAAUCUCAUGCAAACUCUUGAAGGAACCCCUGUAUUUGUACAUGCUGGUCCUUUCGCCAAUAUUGCGCAUGGUAAUAGUUCUAUAUUUGCAGAUAAAAUUGCUUUGAAAUUAGCCGGAACAGAAGAGGAUGAAGAGGAAAGCGGAUAUGUCGUUACUGAAUCUGGGUUUGGGGCUGAUAUUGGAAUGGAAAAAUUUUUUAAUAUCAAAUGUAGAGUAUCUGGAUUAACACCUGAUGCUGUUGUCCUUGUUGCCACCGUUAGAGCCCUUAAAAUGCAUGGAGGUGGUCCUGAGGUUACUCCUGGUAAACCUUUACCUGAAAUUUAUCUAAAAGAAAAUCUUGAAAUGUUAGAAAAAGGAUGUGAAAAUCUUGUCAAGCAUAUACAAAAUGCAAAAAAGUUUGGAUUACCGAUUAUAGUAGCGGUAAACCAAUUUAUAACUGAUAGUUCAGCUGAACUAGAAUUAAUACGUAAAAAAGCUAUAGAAGCUGGAGCUGAUGAUGCUGUACCUUCAUCGCAUUGGGAAUUCGGUGGUAAAGGUGCAUUGGAAUUAGCAAAAUCCAUAGUAAAGGUUACUAGCACAGCCAAGAUUGUGAAAGGAGAUUUUAAAUUUUUAUAUGAUUUAGAUAAAUCUAUUGAGGAAAAAAUUGAAAUUAUUGCCAAAGAAAUGUAUGGAGCUGAUGGAAUCGAAUUAAAUGAUGAAGCUAGAGAAAAAAUCCAGCGUUUUACAAAUCAAGGAUUUGCCAAAUUACCAAUAUGUAUGGCGAAAACACAUCUAUCGUUAUCUCACGACCCAACACUUAAAGGCGUACCAAAAGGGUUCAUAGUACCUGUACGUGAUAUAAGAGCAUCUGUUGGCGCAGGAUUUUUAUAUCCUUUGUUAGGUGAAAUGCAAACUAUGCCAGGAUUGCCUACACGACCUUGUUUUUAUGAUGUUGAUAUAAAUCCGGAAACUGAAAGAAUUUAUGGACUAUUCUAA
Funneliformis mosseae is the source of this 2745-nucleotide messenger RNA. The record is from the annotation of a GenBank genome assembly. Lineage: Eukaryota; Fungi; Glomeromycota; Glomeromycetes; Glomerales; Glomeraceae.